Molecule: messenger RNA, 5178 nt
Organism: Vollenhovia emeryi
Lineage: Eukaryota; Metazoa; Arthropoda; Insecta; Hymenoptera; Formicidae
Product: dual 3',5'-cyclic-AMP and -GMP phosphodiesterase 11
Exons: 15
Coding region: 1068-4055 (995 amino acids)
Biological process (GO): signal transduction
Molecular function (GO): 3',5'-cyclic-GMP phosphodiesterase activity; protein binding; 3',5'-cyclic-AMP phosphodiesterase activity
Source: RefSeq, a predicted model, not a curated record
ACUAAACUCGCGCGCGGUGAGGACACGCCGCGAGUCCUCCGACGUCUCUCGCAGCCGGGAACAGCGGCGGCCGGGAAAGGCGAGAGGGAGAUCUCGCCUACGUCUGGAAGAGGCCUCCCUGGAAGAGAUACGUGCUCUCGCGCCUGGAGCCGGAGACCCCCGGGGUGUCCGCUGACAAAACCGACUCGAAUCUCGCGGUUGAACUCCGGGAUAUCGCGGCGAGUCGACGCAUGGCUACCGUGAGAUCGCGAAACUCGCGACGGUGCGCACCGCCAGGUCCUACCGCGAUCCCCUCCGCGACCUCGCGCUGUGAUUGCAAAGGGGAUAAAGGAAGCGGCUCGUGACGGGACCGCGCGGAGUUGGGGCCUCCCGGUUUUUCCGCGUCGCAAUCGGCUCGCCGCGCGGGGCGCGCGCGCGGUCGACUUCCGGAGUAGCCGGCGGAAGCUUUCGCGGAAUUUGAAUUGGCUAAUGAGAAUCGCAACCACCUCCGGGGGAGGGGGAGAGUCGUAACCCCCCCGCUCGGGCUCGACUCCGCCGUCUCCUCGCGCCUCGCGCCUCGGCCACGUGGGUGUUAUUCGGGCCUAGAAUUUGCGCCUCCCUCCGCCGGGAGGAGGUCGUACGUGGGAGACGUAUUAUUGUGCGAACGAGUUCAUUCAUCGUGCGGAUUCCAGCCCGCCGGAAGUGACGAGGAACGACGACUUCCCCGCUAACGGUGGUAGUGGCCGGUGUUGUUGGUGGUGGUAGCCAGUAGUGCGCGUACCAGUCGAACGUUGCAUCGCGCGCGCUCACGUACACGCGCGCACGCGAGCGUGCUGACCUAGAGGAAGCGAAAGGAGAGAAGGAAGGAGAGGAUGUCGACUCGCCGCCGGGCGACCGCGACCGCGCCGUGCGGCGAGAUGCAGCGUCCUGUUGUCGGUCGACGGCCACUGGCUCUUUGAAGGUUUCGCCUUAUCGACGAUGGACUGGAGUGGCCGGACUGACCGCGCGAGGCAACGAGAGGUCGUGCACUGUGUAUCGUUAUUGUUUCCUCGUCGGGGCGAUUCCGCGCCGCGCUCGCUGACGCGACUAUGCAGCUGAAGAAAGCGAUGCUUAAGAUAUUCGAUCAAUGCCUGCACUUGCGGAGCAUCGAGGAGCCGAGGAUGACGGCGGAGACGGCGGCCCCCUGCGUGCAAGGGGUACAGGGAGCCCAGAGUGGCGGCGUGGCGAGCCAGAAUAUGCUGCAACAGGUGCAGGAUGGAAACGGCGGUGGCAGCGGCGGCGCUUACUAUUCCUCGACUUCGACGGCGUACGAUCCGGAGUACGCCCGUAUGGAGUCCUGGCUGGACGAGCACCCCGACUUCGUCAACGAUUACUUCCUCAGGAAGGUGACACGGCAGACCGUGGACACGUGGCUGGUGUCACACGCGACGCCGACCUCGUCGUCCAGCAGCUGCGUGGAGCUUUCGAGCCCGACGCACGUCGGAGCCGGGAACUCGUCCGGUGGACGAGGCGGCGCCGGCGGCUCGGGCGCCACGACACCCGUACGCAAAAUCUCGGCGCACGAGUUCGAGCGCGGGGGUCUCCUGAAGCCGAUCGUCAACACGAUCGACGGCACGCCGACCUUCCUGAGCGUGUCGACGAGCGACGCGUGUCAGCCGGGCGGGCCGCAAGUUGGAUCCGGAAGCUCGAACCGCCCGCAAAGACGGUCGAGGCACGAGCUCAGGCACCUCGACGAGAAGGAUCUCAUUUUCGAGCUGGUCAAGGACAUUUGCAACGAGCUGGAAGUGAGAUCGUUGUGCCAUAAGAUCCUGCAGAAUGUGAGCACUCUCCUACACGCGGAUCGCGGUUCGCUGUUCCUCGUCCAGGGGGAGAGAAGCGGCUCCGCCACUGCCGCUGCCGCGGCCGCCGCCGUCGCAGCCGCCGCCACGACCGUCGCCAGCACCGAUGUACCAUCUUCCCCGAAUCACGAAGCCGCUGCGAGCAACUCCGACGAAAGCAAUCCGCAGCGCGAUCAGUCUUCCGCGAGGAGCAGGUGUCUGGUGUCCAAGUUAUUCGACGUCUGUUCGAGAUCGACGUUGCUGGAGAUGGAGAAGAAAGACGAAAUUAAGAUCCCCUGGGGUACCGGAAUCGUCGGAUACGUCGCUGAAAGCGGGGAACCCGUCAACAUACCGGAUGCUUACAAGGACUCGAGGUUUAAUCGCGAAAUCGAUGCUUUAACGGGAUACCGAACGCGUGCCUUACUGUGCAUGCCUAUCAAGGAUUGCAACGGUGAUGUAAUCGGGGUGGCACAGGUGAUCAACAAGCUCGGCGGCGAGGGCCAAUUCACCACGCAGGACGAGAAGAUUUUCGCCGGUUACUUACAGUUCUGCGGUAUCGGCUUAAGAAACGCUCAGCUUUACGAAAAGAGCCAAUUGGAGGUGAAGAGGAAUCAGGUUCUGUUGGAUUUGGCUAGGAUGAUUUUUGAGGAACAAAGCACGAUAGAGCACAUGGUUUUUAGAAUUCUCACGCACACGCAAUCGUUGAUUCAAUGCCAACGUGUUCAGGUGUUGCUCGUGCACAAAGCUUCAAAGGGGAGUUUCUCGCGCGUCUUCGAUUUCGAAGCGAACGAUCUCGCUGGCGAGGAUUCUGAUUCUCGCACUAGUCCUUUCGAGAGUAGGUUUCCUAUUAACGUUGGUAUCACGGGUUACGUAGCGACAACCGGUGAAACUGUCAACAUACCGAACGCUUACGAAGAUUCGAGAUUCGAUCCGUUGGUGGACGACGGUACCGGCUUUAGGCAUCGUACGAUUCUUUGUAUGGCCAUUAAGAAUUCGUCCGCUCAGAUAAUCGGCGUCAUUCAGCUCAUCAAUAAAUUCGACGAUCUGCCUUUCACCAAGAACGAUGAAAAUUUUGUCGAGGCGUUCGCGAUCUUCUGCGGGAUGGGAAUUCAUAAUACGCAUAUGUACGAGAAGGCUGUGAUAGCGAUGGCAAAGCAAAGCGUCACUUUGGAAGUACUGAGUUACCAUGCGUCGGCAUCGUUGGAGGACGCGCAGAGAUUGAGGAGUUUAAGGAUCCCGUCAUCGGCGCAUUUUCAACUGCACGACUUCAAGUUCGACGACAUACACAUGGAGGACGACGAAACCCUCACUGCGUGCCUCAGGAUGUUUCUCGACUUGGACUUUGUUGAACGGUUUCACAUCGACUACCACGUACUCUGCCGUUGGUUGUUGAGCGUAAAGAAGAACUAUCGGAACGUUACGUAUCACAAUUGGCGACACGCCUUUAACGUGGCCCAAAUGAUGUUUGCUAUCUUGACGGCUACGCAAUGGUGGAAGAUCUUUGGUGAAAUCGAAUGUCUCGCGCUCAUCAUCGCAUGCUUGUGUCACGAUCUCGAUCAUCGUGGGACAAACAAUUCUUUUCAAAUUAAAGCCUCGUCGCCGCUGGCACAGCUGUACUCGACUUCGACGAUGGAGCAUCACCACUUCGAUCAGUGUCUGAUGAUCUUGAGCAGCCAGGGCAAUCAGAUUCUGUCGAAUCUUUCGCCAGAAGAAUAUUCGCGCGUGGUAAAGGUGCUCGAAGAAGCGAUACUCUCUACCGAUCUGGCCAUUUACUUUAGAAAGCGCGGCUCUUUCCUUAAUCUGGCACACAGUGGUAGCUACAACUGGGCGUUCGGCGAUCAUCGGGAGCUUCUACGCGGGAUGCUGAUGACGGUCUGUGAUCUGGCUGCCAUCACGAAACCGUGGGAUGUCGAAAAGAGAGUAGCCGAACUCGUUAGUAGCGAGUUUUUCGAACAGGGCGACAUAGAGAGGCGGACGCUCAACAUUACGCCCAUUGACAUCAUGAAUCGAGAGAAAGAGGACCAGCUACCGAUGAUGCAAGUUGGCUUCAUCGACUCGAUCUGUCUACCUAUCUAUGAGGCGUUCGCCAAUCUGUCGGACAAGCUUGUGCCGCUCGUCGACGGAGUCAGUAUGAACAAGCAACAUUGGUUGGAGAUUGCUGAGAGCAAGAGCCAGGCGGAGACCUGCACGAAUCACGACAGGACGCCGUCGGCAUCGGCGUCCGACAACGAAGAGACCAGCGAACAAGCGGACCAAUAGUCAUUAAGGAUGGCGUUACUGGCUGUUAAAGUCGAAUGUACCAAACGCAGCGGCCAUCCGCCAGUCGUCAGAAAGAGAAAUACGGGAUAUAGUUUUUAUUGUCCUCGCGGUCCGUCUCCCGCGACGUCCAUUUUCCUCGUCUCAAUUAUCACGGCCUGUGUCCUGCGCGAAUACGAAUAGGCGAUCCGUCCGUUUAACGGACUCUGCGUUAAUACCUUCCCGUCAAUUUCCGUCAGGUCUACUGAUCGAGUAGAUCGAAUAUACAAACUCUCUCGCGUUGAAAUGUGUAUGUGUGUGUGCGUGUGUGCGUGUGUUUCUCGAUCAAAAUCAUUCUAUAAAUUUCAUAUACAACAAGUUGAAAAAGUUAAAUUUGAACUGAAUAUGAAAUGGACGAUCUUGCGAAAUACGAUGAGAAAGGUCUUGUUCUCUCUCCCUCUUUCUCUCUCUUUCUGCCUCGUAUCCUGUCCCUCAAUCCUCCUCUCGCCCAUUUGUCCAACUUCCUAGACACUAAACCGAUCAAUCUCCAUAUGCUACUACUGUACCUGAUUGUAUUGUACAUAUAUUUACUGUGACACAGACCUUCGAUGUAGAGAGAGAACAUAAAGACCGGGGCGUGAUUCUCGUAAAUGAUGAGUUUUCGACGCGAGCCAGCUCGUCGAAGGACACAAGCGAAACGGCGCCUAUACGCGCGAUUAGAUUACGUAUUUGCAUACCAAAGUGUAAAUUUAUACAUCGAGAUUGGUCGCGACUAUCGGUCAGCCGGCAAAGUAGCGGCGCGAGCGGCCUGUUGACCGCGUAAUUAAUUAACGGCCUGGCAUCAGCAGACACGCUCGGCUUUCUCGAUUGCUUUGCUUCCUGUUGCAAAAACGAUUUUGGAUUCCUCGAAUCGAUCUCGAACCCUCCUCCCCCACAGUCGUUUUCGUCUUCGCGUAGAGCUGUUGUAUCGCUAGAGAAACUAACAAUACGAAAGCUGUAGAAACGUUCAUCAACGGCAUAAAUUUGCGUUACCCUUGUUGUACUCUGAAGCUCACAACGGACUGUACAUACAUACGGACAGGUAAUAAGGAGAUUAAAAAUUGCUCUCCGUGUGUUCUACCGUUUUCGUUAAACGUUACAGAACGUA